Messenger RNA from Ruditapes philippinarum (Manila clam), 28884 nucleotides. RefSeq lists its product as uncharacterized. The coding region runs from base 181 to 28641 and encodes 9486 amino acids. The transcript is spliced from 148 exons. The record is from RefSeq and is a predicted model, not a curated record. Gene Ontology annotation, biological process: homophilic cell-cell adhesion. Gene Ontology annotation, cellular component: plasma membrane. Gene Ontology annotation, molecular function: calcium ion binding. Lineage: Eukaryota; Metazoa; Mollusca; Bivalvia; Venerida; Veneridae.
CCGCUGAUAGUCGGGUAUAUAAACCUCAACUGUACAAUACUGAGACUUACUAGGCGUGGUAAACGCUGAAGGUAAGAAGGCAGGACUUUUGGUGGAUAAAUUUUUUUCGACAAUUUUUUAGACCUGGAGUGGAAAAAUACAUACAACUAGAUAGACGGUCAGGGUCACAAGCCUGCCAGAAUGGAGCGAGUUGCACCACCACCCGGGUGGUUUGCCUUCCUUGUACUUGUAUUUCUUGUAUCGACUGCGCAGUCUCAAACACCGUGUACACGGGAUGAUUUUACCAACAGCAACCAGAUAAAUGUCCAAGUCGAUGAAACGGACGUUCAGCCAAAUUUCAAUGAGAAUUACAGGGCUAAAUUACCCCUGUUUGGUACUGUUGGUCAAAAUGGAUUAUCGGUAGCUCUAAACCAAGCUAGUUCCGAUUUGUUUCCAAAUAACUACUUUACACUGGAAAGUGUUUCAAACAGUGGCAUUUAUGUCCGUUUGAUCAAUGCACUUGACAGAGAUGGUGGUUUGGAUGGAAAUCCUCCAGAAAGGAACAGUGUGACAUUCUCUCUCAGCUGUACAUGGAAUGGCCAAACAUCGACCUACAGUCUGACCAUUGUACUCAAUGACGUGAAUGACAACACUCCAUUCUUCAGGAACAUUCCAGGCACUGGGACAAUCUCUGAGUUUGAUGAUGGAAGGACUCCUGUGUUUACAGUAACAGCCACUGACAGGGAUAGUGCCCCAGUUAAUGGAGUUGUUGAGUACUCGAUUAUUAGCGGGCAAUCUUCCCAGAAGUUUAUAAUAGAUGUGAAUACUGGUGCUAUCAGUGUAAAUGAGAGGCUUGAUUUUGAAACACAAAGUUUCUAUCCACUGACCAUCAGAGCUGCUGACAAGGCUACACCAUCUUUAUCCACAACAGCUUUCUUCAAUAUCUCUGUGACAGACAAGAACGAUAACUCUCCAGCAUUUACGGUGUCCAACUGCCAGACGGACAGUAGGGGAUUUUGUGUUGGUGCGACAUAUACCACCAACAUUAUUUCUGGGAGCAACGUAAAUUCUCCUGACGGGACUGUACUAAGUAUAAGUCCAAGCCCAUUUGCUAUCCGGGCAAGAGACAAGGAUACUCUCAAUGCCCGAAUUAACUUCAAUAUCUUCAGAACCAACCCAAGUGGAUAUGAAAAUGCUUUCACAGUCAGUACAUCAACAUUUACAAACAAUGGUGAUUACACCGCCACUGUUAGACAGGUGCAGACAAUAAACAGGAACAAUUUAGCUUCUACCGAGGGACUUAUUGUUGUAACUAUAGAAGCUGUUGAAGACAAUGUUAUAAGGUACAGAUCAUAUGCUUUCUUGAAUGUGUUUGUCAACGUUGCUGACCAAAAUGCGCCACAACUCUCGGUUAUUGGUGGUGGCACGUCCGGUUCAAUCUCGGAGGAUGCCGACAGUGGGGAACUUGUAAGGCGUUCUAGCAGUUUCGGUACAAACAACUUCAUUCAGUUACAAAUUACAGAUAAUGACUACUAUUCUACAGAAGAUCUCCCAAACAGUUACACAAUAACAACUAACUUGCCAAACCUAUUUACUGUCAGUGACAGAUUUAUCGCUGUGUCCAACAACGCUGGAUUAGAUUAUGAAACGGCUCCAGCCAACCCAGUUAUAUUGGACGUUAUAGUUACAGAGCAGAAUGGUAUCAGGCGAAGUUCCACACUUACGUUGACAAUAAAUAUCUUAGAUGCAAACGACAAUGCCCCUGUUUUCCCUAGUUCUGCUUAUCAAACAUCAUUCCCGGCGGGUACUUACACAUUUGAUAACUUUAAUAACCGACCUCGUGACUUGAUCACUGUGGCAGCUUCUGACGCCGACACAUCACCUAGUUUUAGACAGAUCCAGUACAGUAUCGCCAGUGUAAGUGAUAAUGGAGGCAACCUAUUCACAAUAAAUCCUUCAUCUGGCCUUAUACAAGCUGAUGGAACAUUCACACCAACAUUGUAUACCAUCACAGUACGAGCUACUGACGGACAAUGGAGUACCCAGACUGCUGUGCUGGUAACUGUGACAGAAGUUGGAAUAUCACAACCAUCGUUCCCAGCUAACACUGUUAACAUCUUAAUUAGCGAGGGCGCACUUUCCGGAACAUCGGCAUAUCGAGCAGAUGCUACUGAUCCUGAUGGAGACGUGUUGACUUACAGCAUGAGCAAUCUUAACUUUAACCAGAAUCAAAACAAUCCAGAUUUUGUCAUUUCCUCAAGUGGAUUGGUGACUAUUCGUGCUGUUUCUGGUAAUCAGCAGACGAAGGUUUUGGACAGAGAAUCGUUCCCAGCUUAUGUUUACCAAAUAUCAGCGAGAGAUAACUCUUUCCAGACAGCUACCAUGACAUUGAGUAUUACAAUCACAGACAUUAAUGACAACUCUCCAUUCUUUAUCAAUGCUCCAUAUUUCUUCACAGUGAAUGAAAAUGAGCCAAAUAAUGUUGCCGUGGGAACUGUGACUGCCAGAGACAAUGACCAAGCUGAUACUCUAAAUUCACAAGUAUUCUACCAAGUGUCGUCUUUCGGCCAAUCAGGCUUGCCAUUCACAAUCAAUUCACAGUCCGGAGAGAUUUCCACAUUGUCACCACUGAACUAUGAAACAAGAAGUCAGUACGUCUUCAUUGUUGAGGCUGUAGACAGUCCUAUUGAUAGGAGAACCGGAACUGCAACUGUCACUGUCAAUGUCAAUGAUUUACAAGAUCAAGUGCCGUUGUUUGUUGAAACGAGUGUAACCGAGACUGUCAAUGAGAAUGUACCAAUUGGAACUGCUGUUGCUUUACUUACAGCUAUUGAUGGAGACAGUACUCCAAAUAUCGUGUACAUAUUGUCCGGGACAAACAGUGAAGAUUUUGCAGUGCAGAACUCGAAUGGAAUUGCACGUAUUACAGUUCAACGAAAUCUUGAUUACGAGACUCGUCAAACUUACAAUCUGUUUUUGACAACAUCUGAUGGACAAAAUAGCAAUAUUGCUGGAUCCAGUGCUUCUCUAUUUAUUAAUGUUCUGAAUGUUAAUGAGUUUUCUCCAGUUUUGAGCAUACCAGACACGGAUUUCAGUAUUGUUGAAACAACAAAUCUUGGCCGAGUUUUAACAACAGUCACAGCAACAGAUAAUGAUAAUCCAGCCAACAACAGGGGUGCAGGGAUUGUUUACACGAUUGAAAAUGUCUUUCCCACGUCGGGUUCGAAUCUCUUCACCAUGCAACCAUAUGAUGGGCGACUGUUCCUUGUGGGAAGUGUCCUCGGAGAUACAAGCAGCCCGUAUACACUAACAAUUAGAGCUAGUGACAACGAUCAAAACCCUAGGACUGAUACUGGUACUAUCAGGAUUACUGUGGUUCGUAACCAAGGACCACCAUUUUUCACUCAAAAUGGUAAUUAUUUUGCAACUGUGGAUGAAACCCUCGCUCCAAGUGGCAGUGUCUUGACAGUGUCAGCCCAGGACUCGGAUUCACAGGUUGAACCAGUGACCUACUCAAUGACGUUUCUCGAUAUUGGUUCAUUCUACUUUAGUAUUGAUUCUGCAAGUGGAAUAUUACGAGUAAGAAGGGAACUAACAACAGACAGUGCUCUUUCAUACAGCAUGCGAGUAGUUGCAACUGAUUCUGGUGGACUUUCUGCCACAGCCACUGCUGUGGUUCAAGUGAAUAGAAAUUUGAACACUCCAAUCUGGACAAGAACAAGUUACGCACAAACAAUAGAUGAGAAUUUCCCGCUACAAUCUCAAAUUCUUGCUUUGGCAGCCACCGAUUCGGACAAUCAAUCGCCUCACAACUCACUUAUAUACACCAUUGUAUCACUCAAUAGUAAUGCUGCAAACUUCUUCUCUAUCUCAAACACCGGAUCUCUGGUUCUUACAAGCAGCCUCGUCAAUACGAACAUUGAUACAUUUACGUUUGAGGUGACUGUCCGAGAUCAAGGUCAGCCGAGCCAGAAUACAGCUACUGAAAGAGCGACUGUUACUAUCAAUGUCAGAAGAAACGAGUUUUCUCCGUUGUUCUUCAACCAGAGCUACUAUCAGGUCAUCCUGGAAACGGCAAACAUAGGCUCGUCAGUCGUUACAGUGUCCGCCCAGGAUCAGGACACAAGUGCACAGUUUAAUCAGAUAACUUUCGAAGUAAUUGGCGAUGACCCAGCACCUACGUUUUUUGGUGUUGUAAAUGUAGGUGUAAACGGACGUGCAGAAGUUCGUGUUACAUCCAACCUCGCAAAUGGUAACCAGGACAGAUAUUUUGUAAGAGUUUUGGCUAGAGAUAAUGGUUCCCCAGCUCGAUCAGCCACUGCUGUUGUUACAGUAGAUAUUCAACGAAACUUCCAGGCACCAAUUUGGGUCGACACCUCAAAAUCUGUAACCAUACCAGAAGUUCUAGCUUAUGGCGUCACCUUCACUAAUGUUCAAGCAAAUGACUUUGAUUCUCAGGAACCACACAAUGUAGUGAAUUAUGGUCUAGUGUCGGCAACUUACAAUAACAUAAAUACACAAGUUGAUGCGAUAGCUUACUUCCAGGUCAAUCCAUCAAAUGGGGAUAUAAGUCUACGUCAGUCUCUGUUAAACGAUGACAAUAAUCCUUCUUUUUACACACUUACAUUGAGAGCAUAUGACCUUGGUACCCCAGAAAGAGAAACUGUACAAAGAGCUACAGUAACAGUGAAUGUUUUACGCAACAACAAUGCUCCUCAGUUUAUACGUACCCCAUACCAAACCACUAUCAACAGAGACCAGGGACUUAAUACUGAUAUAUUGACAGUGACUGCAACAGAUGCUGACUUUAACAGUCAAAACAAUCUUUUCGGUUUAGUGAGUUAUGAAAUUGUAGGCAUUAAUUCGGCCCCGAACUACUUCACCCUUGAUGCUACAACUGGUGUGAUCUCCCUUAGACAGAGUGUAGCAAGUGACACAGUCACCCAGUAUACUUUGAUAGUACAAGCGUACGACAAUGGUAUCCCGAGGUUAUACGACACUGAGACCGUUAUAAUAAAUGUCAAUCGUAACAAUGAGCGACCAGUCUUCCAGCCUCGUAAUUACGAAGUUACCAUACUAGAGACUCAAACUCUUGGUUUGUCAAUAGAAAAAGUCACAGCUACUGAUCCAGAUGCUCUCUUUGGUGGCAUCAACAAUGUAGAAUACUUUGCAACAGGCACACAGAGGGCGCUUGAAUAUUUCUUCAUAAAUCCAACUAGUGGAGAUAUUUCUGUAAGGCAAUCACUACAGAAUGAUGUCAAUACAGGGAAUAAUCAAUACACUAUGACUGUGUUUGCACGUGAUCAAGGAACUCCACAGCUACAGAGUGAUCAAUCUGCCACAGUCACAAUCAAUGUGAUUCGUAACAACUUUGGUCCAGUGUUCCAGGACACCCCCUAUAGAACAGAUAUUUCACAGAGUAUUAGCUCAGGAACCAGUGUGUACAGAGUAACGGCAACAGAUGCUGACACAAAUCAGUUCAAUAUUGUAUCAUACAGUAUUGUUGGUGAUAAUGAGGCAGUAUCUUUGUUCAGCAUUGACCAGAAUGGAAACAUCCGUACUAGAGACAGCUUGUUUGCUCGCUCGGAAGCUUCAUACACGGUGAGAGUAAUGGCUUCUGAUAAUGGUGUCCCAGCUCGAACAGCUUAUGAAGUUGUUGUACUAACCCUUUCAAGGAAUGAGAACACCCCACAAUGGACCAACCCAUCUAAUUUCGGCAAUUAUCAAGCCACUACCAGUGUGCUAGAAAAUGUUGACUUCAACACCAAUAUUUUCACUUUUGGUGCCAGAGAUAAUGAUGUUGCUGCGCCUUACAAUGUCCUGAAAUAUACAGUAGUCGGUGAUAAUCCCGCCCCGCUGUACUUCAGUGUUGCCGAGACAACCGGUGUCGUCACUAUUAGAUCAGCCCUAUAUGCAGACAACACUCGAAACCAAUAUAUUCUUCAAGUCACCCUUGGAGACCAAGAUGGAAGAGUUAAUCAAAAUACAGCAACUCUAACUAUCAAUGUCAUACGUAAUGAAAACACGCCUCAGUUCAUCAACUUGCCAUACAGUGUGGUAAUAAACGAAAACUUUGGAACAACACAGAGUAUAUAUACUGUAACGGCAACAGAUGCAGAUCCAAUUAAUACCUUUGAACGUGUCCGUUACCAGCUAACUGGUGAUGGCACCGCACCAGCAUUUUUCUCUGUCAAUGAAAUUUCAGGCCAAAUUUACAUCACACAGAGUUUGGCAAACAUCGCACAAGUGACGUACAAUCUGCGUAUAACAGCCUAUGAUAACGGUAUUCCUAGCAGAAGUAAUAGCACAAUUGUAGUAGUUACUGUUGAUCGUAAUCAAAACUCGCCAAUAUUUCAACCCAGGACUUACAGUGCCUCUGUUGCUGAUAAUGGAGUUCUUGGUUCUGAGGUGGUUCGGGUAACGGCCAAUGAUGCUGAUACUAUUGAACCAUAUAACACAGUUAGAUACUUCCUCCGGGCUAACGCUGGUAGUGAAUACUUCUUCAUAAAUGAAGAAACUGGUUGGAUCUAUGUAGCUAGAAGCAUUGCUCUUGAUACUCAGUCAUCUCCAAACUACAAUCUCCAGGUUGGAGCAUAUGAUCUUGGAACGCCUUCAAGGUCUGCCAACUUAGAUGCUGAUGUGUUUAUAACAGUAACAAGAAACCAGUUUCCUCCCGUGUUCUUCAAUGCACCAUAUUUUGCACAGAUUGAACAGACGAGGGCAGUCGGUGAAUUUGUUAUCAAGGUAACUGCGGAUGAUUCAGACACUGUUUCUCCGUUCGGAGAUGUGACCCUGCGGUUAAUUGGAGAUGAGCCUGGAACGACCUACUUCGCCUUUGAUCCAUCAACUGGAGAUAUAACUGUAAAUAGACAACUUACAUUGGAUUCAGCUUCAUCAUACCAGCUACGUAUAGAAGCCCGUGAUGGUGGAACACCGGCAAGAAGUGCAACUGCUCUUGUACAGAUUGGAGUCACCAGAAAUCUGUUUGAUCCAGUAUUUACACAACAGUCUUACAAUAGAACAAUAGAUGAAACUCAGCAGCUUGCAGAUAUCAUCCUGACUAUUUCCGCAAGGGACGAUGAUGUUUCAACUCCACAUAACGUCAUUACAUACACAUUAAAUGAUAAUUUCAACAACCUUGCUUCUCAGUAUUUCUUAGUUAAUUCAGCGACAGGUGCAGUAACUCUCAGGCAGUCUCUUCUCAAUGACAACUCUGACACACGAAGGUAUACAUUUACAGUCUCGAUCACAGACAAUGGCAUUCCACUACGUCCCAGUAAUAAUGUUGCCAAUGUUGAAAUCAAUGUGAUUCGUAACAUGCAACCUCCAUUAUUCAUUAACACGCCCUAUGAUAGAGAGAUGGACUACACAGAAACAAGUGGGACAACUAUUUUUACUGCUACAGCUCGUGACAAUGACAUUGCUCCCUACAAUGUGAUAACAUAUGACAUUAUUGGUGAUGGCGAGGCCACAGUUACUUUCAGUAUUGACCCUAACAGUGGAGCUGUACGUCUCCAACGUAAUGUUAUCCAAGAGUCUACUACAACAUACAGGUUAACCAUUCGAGCUCAAGAUAACGGAAGUCCGCGUCUAUCUGCAACAGAAACAGUGUUUAUUACUGUACGCAGAAACUUGAAUGAUCCUCAGUUCUCCGCAACAAGCUAUUCUACAACUAUCCUUGAGACUACGUCGCCAGGAACCAGCAUAUUACGUGUACAAGCUGUUGACCAGGAUGUUAAUGACCCAAACAAUGUUUUACGCUACUAUUUCGACCAGACCGUAACAAGGUUCAGGUUAGAGGCUACAACUGGCAAUAUUUAUGUGAAUACAAACUUGUACGGUGAAAAUACUGAAACUUUUAAUUACAAUGUAUAUGCUGAAGAUUUAGGAAGUCCAUCACGAAGAAGUGGUUUGAUCCCCGUAACAAUAACCAUUCAACGUAAUAACAACCCACCUGUGUUUAUAUCGGAACCAUACUCGGCCGAUAUUACCGAUGGCUUUGUCUCUGGUUCAAACAUUCUUAGGGUAACGGCCACAGAUGAUGAUAUUAUUGCACCAUUUAACUCUAUUAGGUACUCUAUAAUUGGGGACGAGGUAGCACCAAGCCUAUUUUUGAUCAAUAGUGCCACUGGAAUGAUCAGCUACAGGACCAACGUUAAUGUUGGUACUGACAGUACCUCAAUUUAUCAGGUGCGAGUCUUGGCCAGUGACGGAGGUAUCCCAAGUUUGACUGACACCACCGUGGUAUAUCUAAACAUUACAAGGAACCGAUUCUCACCAGCAUUUUCACCAACUCGGUAUGACCGGUUAAUCCCAGAAAAUCAAGCUCUUGGAGCCGAGAUUACAAGAGUUUUGGCUUUCGAUUCUGACACAGCUUUCCCAUAUAAUACUACUGUGUAUAGUAUGGUUGGUAAUGCACGUGCUGCCGAAUAUUUCCGAGUGGAUACAAACACUGGAGUAGUUUCCCUUGUGAAACCUGUGUAUCAGGACACAGACAGCACUGCCUACACAUUUACUGUAACAACUCGUGACUUGGGUACACCUUCCCGUGCUGGUACCAACACUGCAACAGUAACUGUGAAUGUGUACAGGAACCAGUUUCCACCUGUGUUCCAACAGACACCAUACAGUACAACCAUCAACAAAAAUAUAGAUGCUGAUACUUCAAUCUACGGAUUUACUGUCACUGAUGCAGAUACACAGAGCCCAUUCAAUGUAAUAACAGUAUCAACAAUAGGUGACGACCUUGCACCAACAUAUUUCUACGUUGAAACUGUAACCAACAAUAUUUAUAACGUACGUGUAAGGAAUGUGAAUGACCUGGCUGACGAUACUACCUCUCAAUAUCGGUUGAGACUAUAUGCUGUAGAUGGGGGUAGUUCUGCAUUUGGCUUUGGAUCGAGGACAGAUACUGAAGUUCUGAUUAUCAAUGUGAAUCGUAACACCUUCCCGCCUCGGUUCACUAACUUCAACAACAUUCAGACGACUAUUCAAGAAAAUACAUUCCCUGGCUCGUUCAUCGUUGAUCUAAAUGCUACUGAUAGUGAUAUUACGGCACCAGAAAAUACAGUGCGAUAUGAAAUAGUUGGCGAUGGUACUGCUCCAAAUUUCUUCUACAUAAAUCCAGUUGACGGGAGGAUUUCACUUCUGGCUUCAGUUGAGAACACAGUUACAAGCUUCUACAGGAUCCAAGUACGAGCAUAUGAUGGGGGAUUCCCACAGUUAUCUGAUACAACUUUUGUGGAUGUUAAUGUGAAUAGAGUGACAGAAACCUUGAGCUUCUUCUCUUCUAACUACGAGGAGACCAUUUCUGAGAAUGCUCUUGUUGCCUCAAGUGUGCUGAAUGUCCAGGCUCAACCAGGUCCGGGCAUUGUAUACUCUUUCCCAGGAUUCGUCAAUAGUCCAGAUUACUUUAACAUGUCCAGUACAACUGGUAAUAUUUUUGUACGCUCUGACCUUCGACUGGAUAGAAAUAAGGUCACAAGAUUCUCCUAUCAAGUGAUGGCAACACGCUCUUUCUCAUCUGGUGUACAAACAGCAUUCGCCACUGUGAACAUCAAUGUAUUGCGUAAUCUCAACCAACCUGCAUUUGAUAGACAGAUUUAUGAAGCAACAGUCUCGGAGUCUUUACCACUGGGCAGCAGUAUUAUUCAGCUGAAUGCCAAUGACAAUGAUGCCUUUGAUGUAUUAUAUUAUUAUGCACAACAGCAACAGUUUGGUUCUCCGAUUGACAAUUUCUACGUAGGACCAUUUUCUGGUCUGAUCUCACUGAGACAAGUUCUUGUUAAUUCUGGACUUAAUACAUACCAAUUCCUUGUGUUUGCUCGUGACCAGUCUCAGCCUGAGAAGACCGGAACAGCAACUGUAAGAAUAAAUGUUCUCCGUAGUUCUGCUCCUCCUACAUGGAUCAACAAUGCUCCAUAUUCGACAGUAGUCAACCUUAAUGCUGUUGCUGGAACUACAAUUUACACUCAGUCUCGUGCACGGGAUGGCGACCUACAGGGACAAUUACGGUAUGGUCUUACUGGCCAGUAUUUCUCAGCUGCGUUUUACUUCAUGAUCAAUGAAACAACUGGUGAUAUUAUGUUACGGAAUAACCUUGCUUCCGACACAUCAGUCUCCUACACUCUUGGUUUGUUGGUUUAUGACACUGCAUACCCAAGUCAGAUUGCAUAUACAAAUAUUACAAUCAGUGUGAAUAGAAAUCCAAAUCCUCCUGUAUUUGCUAAUCAAGCAUAUGAAAGAACAAUUACUGAGGAUUAUCAGCUUGGCCUAAGUUUAGUUCAACUAGAAACCUCUGAUGCUGAUGGGCAUACAGUAAGAUGUGACAUUACAAGUGUAACUGCACCAAAUGUUUUUAACCCACCUAACAACCUUGAGAGCUACUUUUACCUCAAUCCAUACACUUGCCUUCUCACAUUACGCGAUUCCUUGACAACCAUUGGGGUCAGUCAAGUGCUGAUUAAUGUAAGAGCCACAGAUGACGGCAUACCAACGAGAACGUCUAACUUCAAUGCUAGAGUAACCCUCACCAUUAUCAGGAAUGAGAAUGACCCAUUCUUUGUUAAUACACCAUACGAAACAACCAUCCCCGAGACAACACAACUUGGAACAAAUGUCCUUACAGUUACUGCUAGAGAUAAUGAUAAUCUUAACCAAGAUCUUACCUAUGUUCUGAUUGGAGAUGACAGAACAUCCACAUACUUCAACUUUGAUGGUACAACGGGACAAAUUACUGUAGCAAGAUCUCUCCUAGAAGAAAAUAGAAAUUUUUACGUUGGAAGAAUUGUUGCAUAUGAUAAUGGAUCUCCACCAAGAAGUGCCACAGUUACUGCUAUAAUCAACAUUAAUAGAAAUGAUAAUUCUCCACAAUUUGUCGACAGAAAUUAUGAAGAAACCAUUUUGGAGACAGAGAGUACAAACUUCCCUAUUUUGAGAGUAACCGCAACUGAUGAUGAUAGAGUUACACCCUGGAACACUAUAACUUACUCUAUCCAAAACUUCAAUGCAAACAAUCUGGUGAACACAUAUUUCGAACUUGAUUCAAACACUGGUGACAUCCGAGUGCGUAUCCCACUUUACAACGAUAACUCGGAUACUACUCCAUACACCUUUGCCGUGAUUGCCACCGAUGGAGGUGGAAGGACAUCGUUCCAGAAUGCUCAAGUAACCAUCAACGUGAGGAGGAAUUUAUUCCCUCCAGUAUUCCAAAACACCCCAUACAGGAUAGCUAUACCGUUCACGGUCAACAGUGGAUUUACAGUGUUUGAUGUUAAUGCCACAGAUGCUGAUACUGUGUCCCCUUAUAACCAGGUGACCUAUUCCAUUAUUGGAGAUGAUACUUCACAGAACAGAUUCUUCAUUAACCCAACUAGUGGAAUAAUAUCCACCAGUUCACAGGGACUUAUCAAUGAAGUUAAUUCAUUCUAUGUGAUUCGAGUAUUAGCACAGGACGGGGGUACGCCAAGAUUGUCCGCUACCACUACAGUAUUUGUUGAUGUAGAAAGAAACCUUAAUACCCCAUCAUGGAACCAACAGAAUUACACGGUCACUGUAAAUGAAAUUCAGGAGCUUGGAGUGACAAUUCUCACGCUGAAUGCUGUAGAUCAAGAUAUUAGGGAUCCAUAUAAUACCCUUGUAUUUAAUGCUGUAAACAACUUCGGAAACAGUCUUGCUGCGGAAUACAUUGGAGUGUCUGUAGAUAACGGAGCUAUCUACGUUCGUAAAUCAUUAACUCAGAUCGCAGUUGAUACCCUUGUGCUUGAAGUUUCUCUUCGUGACGAUGACCCGGUUUCACCAAAGGUAGCUGUAAGAAAUGCCUUCGUUACUGUAAAUAUAAUUCGCAAUGAAUUUAGCCCAGUGUUUAACGAUGCUUCAUGUGACGUGACAUUGGAACAACUGAACAAUAACCAAUUCUUCUUGACCACUGUGACAGCAACAGAUGGUGACAGUAAUGCUACACCAUUUGGAGUGAUACGUUAUGACAUAAUUGGAGAUGACAAUGCUGUCAACUUGUUUGAAAUAGAUGAGGUCAAUGGUCGAAUCAGUGUUGUUGGAAAUCUGGCAUCAGCUGGUGCUGAACUUUUCAGGAUUCGUGUACAAGCACGUGACCUGGGUGCCCCUGCUCGUUAUGGAUACAAAGUAUGUCAAGUCAGUGUUAGACAGAACUUCCAGGCACCUUUCUUUGUCAACAACUCAUACACAGCUACAAUCGUCGAGACCUUCAACCUCGGGGACACAAUCUUGACUACAACUGCACGCGAUAAUGAUCCUUUGGCUCCUCACAAUACAGUUCGGUACAGGCUUACAAGAGAUGCGGAAGACUUGGAAUGCUUCAUGAUCAACUCUGUAACAGGAGAACUGUCUCUCCGCAGGUCCUUGUUAUAUGCCCCAUGUGAAGCUUCAUUCUACUUUAUGCGUGCACAGGCUUACGAUUUGGGUGAACCACAACUUACUGGUGCAGAAGUGAACAUCACAAUAUUUGUGAUUGGAAAUGACAACCCGCCAUUCUUCGUAAAUGCGCCAUACUUCCGGACACUUGAUGAGAAUUUCGGUGUAGGAGAGUUGGUUUAUGACACUACAGCCAGUGAUCGUGAUACACAGGCACCAUUCAAUACACUUAGCUACAGCAUUAUAGGAGAUGACACUGCCCCAAGUCGAUUUGCCAUCAAUUCUGCCACUGGAGAUGUUACUUUAACAAGCAGAGUUGACUUUGACACUGCCACUUCAUACCAGGUGAGACUUCAAGUGAAUGAUGGAGGAACCCCUUCAAGGUCAAGCACGGCUAUACUUACAGUUACAGUAAACAGAAAUCUAUUCAACCCAGAGUUUAAUCCACUAAAUUACAAUGUUACAAUAUUUGAGGACCAGAUACUUGGAGAACAAAUAAUUCGUGUUUUCGCCACCGAUGAUGAUGUACGUGAUCCACACAAUGUUGUAAGAUACGAAGCAGUAGGAUCAAACUCUGGUAAUGCUCUAACGUACUUUGCUGUUCGCCCUGAUGAUGGUGUGAUUUAUGUUAGACGAUCCCUUAGAGAAGACAACUUCCUACAGUCAGAGUUUACUAUGUUUGUGCGUGCAUACGAUCUUGGUGUUCCUUCGAGAACAAGUGCCAACCAGGCAACAGUGAGGAUAUUUGUACUAAGAAACAACAAUUGCCCAGUAUUUAACAACUUGCCCGGUCAAAUUACAAUCCCACGUACUCAGAAUACUAAUGUGAGAAUCUUCAAUGUCUCUGCCACAGAUGCUGAUGCCACUGGUCGAUUCAGCACUUUAUCUUACAGCCUGAUUGGUGAUGAUAAUGCAGUUGUUUUGUUCAGAAUAGAUUCAAGUGGAUUCAUUUAUGUGCAGACAAACGGUCUUAUAGCAGAUAGUGAAUCUCUGUACAGAAUCCGAGUCAGGGCAAGUGAUGGUGGAUUCAUUCCAUGUACAAGAGAUGCUGUACUGACAGUAUAUGUAGAACGUAACCAGUUUGCACCAACUUUUGUUCCUAAUAACCUUUAUCAGACCACCAUACUUGAGACUCAUAAUGUUGGUUUACCUGUAUACACUGUGUCAGCUACUGAUGGUGACACCCAGGAACCCUACAAUACUGUUGGCUACUACAUAGUUUCUGGAUCACAGAACAGCGAAUUAUUCUUCGCCACUCCAUCCACUGGACAGAUAUAUCUGAGAACAAACAUUGUUGGAACAUCAAUAAACCAAUAUAACGUAUCUCUGAUAGCAUAUGAUGGUGGAUCACCGGCUAAAUCGGGAACCGCAUUGUUGAUUGUGAACAUCCUGAGGAACCAGGCUCCUCCUGUUUUCAUCAAUGAACCUUAUUCACGAGUGAUCGAUCGUAACCAACAAACUAACCUUAUCAUCUACACUGUUUCAGCUACUGAUGCAGAUAUUCAGGCACCAUUUAACUCUCUGGAAUAUGACAUCAUUGGUGAUGGAAAUGCACAAACGUUCUUCACAAUAGAUAGAUUUACUGGCAGAAUUUCACUACAGUCUUCUAUUUCUGGAGAUGCUACGGACACUUAUUAUGUUCGUGUGAGAGUCCAAGAUGGUGGCAACCCACGUUUGUCUGACACUUCUGUUGUAGUGAUCAGCGUAAACCGCAAUCUUUUCCCGCCUGUGUUUAAUCCUAGACAGUACAGUCGAACUAUUCUAGAGACACAAGCUGUUGGUUUAUCCAUUCUUACAAUUACUGCUACUGACGCUGAUACCACAGACCCUCAUAAUGUUGUAAGAUACGAAUUACGUGGUGACACGGAGGACCUUGAUUACUUUAUGGUAGAUGAUGUAAGUGGACAAGUGAUGUUGCGAAGAUCCGUCUACAACUUGGAUGCCAAUGCCCGUCAAGUAUAUACAUUCCAAGGAUAUGCCUAUGAUCUUGGGAAACCAAACUCACUUGAUACCAACAUUUUGGCUGACAUUACGAUUACUGUAAUAAGGAACAAUUUCCCGCCAUUUUUCGUCAAUGAACCAUAUUCUAGACAGAUUCAGGAGACUCACCCAGCCUUGUCCUCAGUCUUCCAGACGACAGCAACUGAUCAAGAUAACACAAGUCCGUAUAAUGUGGUCCGGUAUGAGAUGAUUGGAGACGACUCGGCACCAUCUUAUUUCUCCAUCAACGAUACAACCGGUUUGAUCAGACUUCGAGCCAAUACAAACUUAGAGUUUGACAGUACAACAUUAUUUGUGGCUCGAAUCCGUGCGUACGAUGGUGGGUUCCCGUCUCGGUCAGCCACAGCUACUGUAAGGAUAAGUGUUCUAAGAAAUUUGUUUAGUCCCAUCUACAAUCAUUCAUCUGCUGUAAUAACUGUGACUAUCCAGGAAACAGCUCCCGUCGGACAAUUUAUAUUUGACCUCGAUGCUUAUGACAAUGAUAGACAGGCUCCAGAGAAUGUUGUCUCGUACUUUGAUCAGAAUAGUUUCGAUGCAGAAUUCUUCUUCGUUAAUCCUAACACUGGUGUUAUAACUCUACAACGGUCAGUUCUUAAUACAAACAGGGACUUUUAUCAGUUGGCCGUUCGUGCUCAAGAUGGUGGCGUUCCACAGAGGUUCACUUCGAUAACCGUGAAUGUAAAUGUGAUUCGUGAAACAGAUGCAAUCAGGUUCACCCUUGCCACAUACUCUGUAACCAUUCCAGAGACUGAAAAUGUGAACAGUACAAUUAUUCAAGCCUUUGCAAACCCAGGGACACCUGUUUAUAGCGUCAUUGGUUAUGAACCAGGUAGUACAUACUUUGCAAUCAAUUCAGUUACUGGAAACAUUUUUGUACGAAGAGAUCUCCGAACUGACCCUUCAUAUCUGACCUUCUAUAGGUUACAAAUCCAGGCAGUUGCACAAGGACAAAUUACACAACAGGUAGCUACUGCUUUUGUCAACAUCACUGUGAUUCGUAAUGCUAACCCACCAAUAUUUACCAGAGACAAUUAUCAAGAUGUUAUUCAGGACACCCUCGCUGUUGGUAGUAGUAUCCUUCAAGUUACAGCCAACGACCGUGAUAACGAUGUUAUUCGUUAUACAGUAAUUGAUGGCACGGAGGCAUCAGAGUUUUUCUUCCUGAAUCCAUCCACGGGUGUUAUCUCUUUGAGUAAAUACAUGUACAAUAUUGGCGAGGAUCAGUACAGAUUUACUGUUCAAGCAAGUGACCAGAGGGUCAAUGUGAAGACAGAUCUGGCCGAUGUCUUCAUUCAAAUACAGAGAGAUCAGCAAGCACCACAAUUUAUACAAGAACCUUAUUCCGGUGUUGUCCGAGAAGUUGACAUUAACGGAACCACUAUUAGGCAGACGACUUGCAUUGAUGGGGAUCUACGAGGCAGAAUUGUUUAUCAGACGGUGCCAUAUACCGUAGGAUCUGCUUUCUUUAGUGUUAAUGCAGACAAUGGAAAUGUAUUCCUUUAUGAUACAGCUGCAUUGAGACAGCAUGCUGGUACUGUUUACACACUUCGUAUUGAAUGCUACGACUCUGCGUAUCCACUCAAUAAAGAUUUUGCUGAUGUAACUAUUACUGUACGACGUAAUAUUUUUGCACCAACGUUCAACUUCCCAACAUAUACCGAAACCAUCCCAGAAACCUACGGGCUUGGCAUUGAAAUUCUGCGUGUAACAGCGACUGAUUCAGAUGGAGAUAGGAUCACAUAUUCUAUAAGCGGAGAUCAGUUUGGAAAUACAAAUCGUGCAAAUGAAUACUAUUACAUUGGAGCAGAUACUGGAAUCAUUUACUUGAAAAAACCACUUACAGAAGGAGCUCAAAGUGAAGACAAUAUUGGAUUGGUGGCAUGUGAUAACAGAGGAACUGAUCAACAAUGUGGAACAUCUGUAGCCCGUAUUUUGAUCAUACGGGAUCAGUUCCCACCAGUCUUUACCAGACUUCCUUACAACACAGUCAUCAACCGCAACCAGCUUAUUAACAGUACUGUGCAGUUGACAACUGCUACGGAUCAAGAUCUUGUUGGCGAGAUCAGAUAUCUAGCAAAUGGAAUUUACCCAGCUCCACAGUUCUUUGAAAUUGAUUCUGUUACUGGAGUAAUCCGAUUGAAGAAUUCAGUUUUCACAGAUGCGCUACAGUCGAAUGUCUACUAUUUGGGACUUCUGGCCUACGAUACAGCAUACCCGAAUGUGUAUGGCAGUGCCACGGCAACUAUUUCAGUUAACAGGAAUCCAAAUGGUCCACUGUUUGUGAACCAAGUCUGUAGUGCUACAGUCACUGAAAAUAACCCAAUUGGAUCUUUAGUGUACAACUCAACUGCCACUGAUGCUGAUGGGGAUGUGUUGAGAUAUUACUUUGGUUCAAAUUUUGACCAAGUUGACCAGGAAUACUUCUUCAUUGACCCUCAAAAUGGUAACAUUCUCCUGAAAAAUCUGCUGACAUCUACAUCGGUCUCUGAGUUCCAGUUUACAAUUGUUGUAAGUGAUCAGAGCAACCCAGUGCGAACCGAUUCAAGAACGUGUCGUUUCACGGUAGUACGUGAUCAGGACCCACCAAUUUUCAUCAACACCCCGUACAGUGUGAAUAUUCUAGAAAACCGCCAGGUUGGUGACAACAUCUAUCGAGUAACAGCUACAGACAACGACUUGCGUGGUCAAAUUGUUUACGAUGUAUUGGCCAGUAAUUUCAAUGCCGCAUUCUACUUCUCCGUGGAUUCAGAUGAUGGUCAAGUACGUGUACGUAAUAAUUUGAGGACGGAUUCCACAGCAACAUCAAACUUUGAGUUGGUUGUGACAGCUUAUGACAGUUUGUCACCUCGCCUGGUAGCCACGGCAACUGUUACCAUAGAGGUUAUUCGUAAUCCCAGCACUCCAGUGUUUGAACUAACCUCAUACCAGACUACAAUAUCAGAAUAUUUCUCACUAGGACAAAGCAUCUUUAAUAUUACUGCGACAGAUCCAGAUAGUGAUAUUGUACGCUACUCAUUUAUCCGCCAAAAUGAUAAUUUUAACCCCAAUAUCAACAGAGGUUUGGAUUUCUUCUAUAUAUUGGAGAGCUCAGGGCUUGUUUACCUGAAAACGCCCCUGUACACUGACAGCUUAGAAGAAAACAGAUUCCAGAUGCAAGUACAAGCACGAGAUCAGAGAUUCCCUCAGGAGAGAUUUGCCUUGGCUCCAGUUACAAUCUUUGUCACACGUACACGCUCGCCACCUGUGUUCAGACAGACACCAUACGCGACUUCAGUUUCAGAAAAUAUUGCAUCAAGCUCCUCAAUCUACAGAGUUACUGCCACAGAUUCAGACUUGGAGCAAGAAAUAGAGUACAUUGUGGUUGGAGAUGAUAGCGCACCAUACUUUUUCCGUGUGGAUUCAAAUACUGGAGAGGUUUUCACAAAGAAUGACCUUAGAACAGGCAUUAGUUUCCAAUACACUCUUCGAGUUCAGGCAUAUGAUACAGCUUACAGAAAUCAAAUAGCAGAAGAGAUUGUCACAAUUUCUGUGAACAGGAAUGAGAAUUCACCAAGUUUCCUUCAGUCACCAUAUCGCGUAACAAUCAACGAAACCAUUGCUCUAGGAACCUGUAUUAUCACUGUUACAGCAACUGAUGAUGAUGGCGAUCGUGUGACUUACGCAGCUACAGGAGAGACUAACACGUUGAAUUAUUUCAGUCUUGGUGCAGAUACAGGUGUCAUCUGUGUCAGAGCUCCGCUACUUGGUGUUGCUCAAACUGAAUACAGGAUGACAAUUGUUGCCAAUGACAACAGCAGUCCGGAAAAAACAGGCUUUGUUGAAGCAUUCAUAACAGUAAUACGUGACCAGUUCCCACCUGUGUUUAUUAGACAGCCAUACAGGGAGACUUUGAAUGAAUUUGUUCAGACAGGGGCCUCUGUUUACACUGUUACUGCUACAGAUCAAGAUCUUGUUGGAAACAUUCGCUACAACAUGAUUGGUGACUAUCCCUCGCAGAGUUUCUUCCAGGUAGACAGUAUAACAGGUGUUAUCAGAACCACCAACAACUUGAGGUUGGAUUAUGGUUAUUCAUCAUCUUACAUUGCUCGAGUGACAGCAGUUGAUGAUGCUCGACCCAACCAAGUUGCAACAGCUACUGUUCUGUUCUCAGUUAUUCGUAAUCCAAAUGGUCCACGGUUCUUGCUGCCAAGCUAUGCUAAUACUAUUCCCGAGACAACUGCCAUUGGAAGUGUUGUACAGAAUGUGACAGCUUUGAAUUAUCGGGUGUGUGACAAUGGCUUACCCACACGAUGUGCCAAUACAACUGGAACCAUCAGUGUGGUCAGGAACCAGUUCCCACCGGUUUUCUUCAGCGAGCCAUAUACACGCAGCAUUGAGGAGACUUUCACAGUCGGUGCUACAGUAUUAUCAGUUACUGCAAGUGACAAUGAUCUAGCCGGUACCUUGGUUUAUGAGGCAAUCACAACCAGCUACCCAUUCGCAGUUGAACGCAACACUGGCGCAGUUACACUUGAAUUUGACAAUCUUUUCUAUGGACCUCAGUUUUACUCUUUCCGUGUUCAGACCUAUGACACAGCAGACCCGACAAGAAUUGAUGUCACCAACGUUAAUAUUUCCGUCAUUCAGAAUCCAAGUGGACCAAAUUUCAUCAAUGAUCCAUAUACUGUCACUAUCUCGGAUACAUACAGUGUUGGACGCAUAGUUGUUAAUACCACUGCAAUUGAUCUAGAUGGGGAUGUUGUACGCUAUUCUAUGCUUGGAGAUGCAUUGGCAGAAGAAUAUUUCUACGUUACUCCAGAUCUCGGAGACAUAUAUCUGCGAAAAUCACUUCUUGAUACAACCAUUUCCAGAUUCACGAUCUCGUUGAGGGCCAGUGACCAGCGUGUUGUGGAAAGAACCGAUGUUGCUCAAGUGACAGUGAAUGUAAUACGAGAUAAUAAUCCGCCAUUCUUCAUUAACGAACCAUACCAGACCCAGAUUAGCGAGAAUAUCUUCAAUACUAACAACAACAAUGUGAUCUACACCCGUGUGUCUGCUAGGGAUACUGACUUGCAGGGACAACUAAGAUACGAGGCUACUGGCAUUUAUCCAGCACAGUCGUUCUUCACGAUUGACUCAGAUGAUGGUGAAAUACGUCUUAUAAGGAGUCUUCGAGAGGAUGGUCUUAACAGGCAGUCAUAUAGUCUUGAGAUAAUUGUUUACGAUACAGCAUAUCCAAGUGCUCGUGACACGUCAACGGUGCUAAUUACAGUCAUUCGUGAUGAGGUAGGCCCUGUGUUCACACCAUCUGCCACCUACCAAGUCACUAUUCCAGAAACAACUCCAAUAGGUAGCAGCAUACUUGAUGUAGAUGCUGUUGAUCAGGAUGGGGAUGUUGUGACUUAUACACUUGUAAAUGGAACAGAUUCUGGUGUUAACUACUUCUACCUUGAUCGUGAAUCUGGAGAAAUUUCUGUGAGGCGAGAUCUUGUCAGAGACCCCUUCAUUACUCAAUACCUGCUAACAAUUCAAGCAAGAAGUCGAACACGAAGUGCCUUUGCUACAGCUAGAAUUGGCAUUACCAGACAGAUCAAUCAGUUACCAUUCUUUGUUAAUACACCAUACAGAAGGACAAUUACUGCAGUAUCCCAACGUUUGAAUGACACUAUCAUAUCUGUGUCUGCACGAGAUAAUGACCUUGUUGGUCAGAUACGUUACCAAACUGUAGGAUAUUUCCCUGCCACAGACUACUUCCGAUUGAAUGAAAUAAGUGGAGAUAUUGUAAUGUACAGAAGCAUUGUUAAUGAACAGUACUCAUCUCUCAUUUACGUGAUGACAAUUGAAGCUUAUGAUACUGCAUUCCCUACUGAGAGGGCUCGUGAAGAUGUAUAUAUAGAUGUAAUACGUAAUCCAAGCAGUCCCAUCUUUGAAGAUAACUUCUACGUACGUGAAAUAAGUGAGAAUGUAAAUCUGGGUACUCUAGUUUUGUGCUUGACGGCCAAUGACGCAGAUGGAGAUUUACUUUCCUAUGAAAUUACUGGCGUAAAUAAUCCAUUGAACAAUAAUGAUGUUGCCACCGAGUACUUCUUCAUGACAACAGCUGGAUGUGUGUACGUACAGAAAAAUUUGAACUUGGCUAUCAGAGAUACAUAUUCGUUCACAGCAAGAGUACGUGACCAUGCCUACCCAGAGAAAUUCGGAACAUCAACUGUACAGAUACAGAUUGAGAGAGAUCAGUUUGAUCCUCGCUUUGAUCUGACUGACUACACCGUGACUAUUCCAGAGACUUCACCAGUCAAUAGUUCAGUUCCUAUCAUAUCUGUUCGAGCAACUGAUCAGGAUAUUAAGAACCAGAUAUUUUAUCAGGCUGUAGGUGAUGGAUCGGCAUUGUCUUUCUUCAGAAUUGAUCAGAAUGGUCAAAUAUUUGUCAGGCAAAGUCUGCUUUCAGAAAGUGUAACUUUCUACAAUAUGCGACUAGAGGCUUAUGAUACCUUCUACCCAUUCAACAAAGGCUUUUCAAAUGUAAGAAUCAAUGUGAUUCGUAACCCAAGUGCCCCACGAUUCAGUCUGCCAAGUUAUGAAGUGACAAUUAAUGAAAACUUCCCUCUUGGAAAUGUUGCAGUAGAUGUUACAGCAUCGGAUCCCGAUAAUGACUAUUUGACCUUCAAAAUGAUUUCAACAAGUACAGAUGCUAGUGAAUACUUCCUGGUCAACUUUGAUACAGGUGAUGUUAUCUUGAGGAGGGAAUUAUUCCGUAAUCCAAAUAUCAACAGAUAUACGAUGAUUGUUCAGGCUAAUGAUAAUCGUGGAAUAAAUACAAAAUACACAAACGUCUCCGUGGUUGUCAAUGUUCAACGUAAUCAACCACCAUUCUUCAUUAAUGAUCCAUAUCGUGUUGGCAUAUCGGAGCGUCAAGCCCAGAACGAGCGUAUCUACCAGGUGACGGCUAGAGACAAUGAUCUGAUUGGAGACAUUGUUUAUACUGUUUUAGGUGAUUCAUUUACACCUGGAUAUUUCACAGUGAACCCUGACAACGGUGUAGUUACAGUCAUUUCAGAUCUGAGCCUUGAUCGAACACUCACAUACACUCUACGUGUUGGUGCAUAUGACAGUCUUGUUCCACGUGAAGUUGCCACGGCAACUGUUGUCAUCAGCGUAUCAAGAAAUGAAAACGAGCCGAUCUUCUUGGAAGAACCCUACUCUGUUAAUUUACCAGAAUCAACUACAGUAGGAACCAGUGUAUAUAGAAUCACAGCCAAUGAUGCUGAUGGAGAUGUCAUUCGUUACAGUUUAUUAGAUGUGAUCACAAAUAACAUUGCUCGUGAUCAUUUCUACCUACAUCCAGACAAUGGAAAUAUCUGGCUUGUUAAAUCUCUAACAGACUUUAGUGAAAUACAAAUUGGCAUCUCGGUUCGAGCUUCUGAUCAGAGAAACCCAGAGCGUGUCGAUGAUUCUGUUGUAGUAGUUAACAUCAUAAGAGAUCAGAAUCCGCCCCAAUUCAUAAGGGAACCAUAUCAAGUAGAAAUAAAUGAUAAUCAGCCCCUCAACCAGACCUUCUACACUGUGCGAGCUGUUGACCAAGACCCACAGGGCCCAUUGAACUUUGAGACAAUUGGCAUAUAUCCUGCUCAAACAUUCUUUGAUGUAGACCGUGUAAGUGGAAACGUUUAUGUGCGACGUUCCCUCAAGGAGGAUGGUGUAGCUCGCGAUCGUUACACCCUACGUGUAAUAACUUACGAUUCAGCUGAUCCUGGCCUCCGUGACACUGCUGAUGUCUUGAUCUCAGUUAUAAGAAACCCGAGUGUACCUCGAUGGUCGGAAGCAUCUUACCGUAGGACGGUCAGCGAAGAAUACUCGUUGGGUGUUCCAGUACUUACAGUAUUAGCAACUGAUACAGAUGGGGAUUCAGUAACAUAUGAUAUUGUGGAGGAUACAAUUGCAUCAAACAUAGCUGGAAGCAACUCUUUGGACUUCUUCUUUGUCAACCAAGUAACUGGAGAAAUCUACCUUAGACAAGCACUUACCAAUGCACCAUUGAACCAGUAUUCGUUUACAAUGAGAGCCAUUGACAGUGGUAAUCCAAGACGAAGCACCACUGUGUCUGUGACCAUUCUCAUUACAAGGGCAGUACUGCCAGUGUUUAUUAAUCUUCCAUAUUCCACAACGAUAGAAGAGGGAAGAAAUAACGCCUCACAGAUCUAUAGGGUCACAGCUACAGAUGCUGAUGGACAGGGUGUGAUGAUGUACAGUGUAAUUGGUUUGAAUACGGCUCCAAGUUUCUUCUUUGUUGGUAGCAAUGGUCAAGUGUUUAGUCGAGGAACAUUGAGAUCGGAUAGAGAUAUGGAAUAUGUCUUGAGAGUUGUAGCAUACGACAGUUUGACACCCAAUCAACAAGCAACAGCAGACGUCACAAUUUCUGUCAGACGUAAUGUGAAUGCUCCUGUAUUCCAACCUCCUUCAUACACGCAGACAAUACCAGAAGACACUGAAACUGGAUCUAAUAUAAUAAGAGUGACAGCCAGUGAUGCUGAUAAUGAUUAUCUCACUUAUUCAUUGACUGGUGAUUUGAACAAUUUAUGUGAACAGAUGUUCUAUAUACUCAACAAUGGAGAGAUUCGUUUACAGAGGUCACUCCUCAAUACUGGUGUUACAUCCUAUAAUUGUCGAGUUACUGCCAAUGAUAAUGGUUACCCUAGCAACAAUAUUGGAACAGCAAAUGUUGUUAUCUUUGUAACACGUGACCUUGCCACACCAGUGUUUACAAACAAUGCCCGUUACCAGGUAACCAUUAAUGAAGAUGAAGAUGUAGAAAACAGUAUCAUCAAGGUUACAGCUACCAGACAGGGACUUAUUAACCGAAUUGAAUACAAUGAUAUAGGUGAUUAUCCUGCCCCGAGCUUCUUCAAGGUUGACAUUGAUGAUGGUGAUAUUCGUGUAAGACAGAAUCUUCGUAAUGAUGGAAUCAGACUUGGUACUUACACAUUGCGAGUAGUGGCCUAUGACACAGGAGCUCCACGUCUGCAGGCAACGGCUGAAGUCUUCAUUACAGUUCUAAGGAACUUGAAUGGACCAAUAUUUAAUCCUCAAAUAUACAGAUUGACCAUUGAUGAAACCACACCAGUUCAGUCAUACAUACAGAAGCUAACUGUCUCGGAUCCUGAUGGCGAUGCAGUCACAUGUAGUUUACAGACGGAAUCUGGAAGUGUUAUUGGAAACAAUUUCCGAACAUAUUUCCAAGUGGAUGCCGACUCUUGUUUUGUCUAUGUCAAUACUGAUUUAGUGUCUGAUAACUCCGACAGACAGGAAUACAUUCUAACAGUACGUGCAUCUGACAAUCGUGAUCAAAACCCGCAAUCGAAUACUGCCACUGUGUACGUGACUGUACUACGUGACCUGAAUCCACCACGUUUCACAAAUCUUCCAUCUUCUAUAAAUCUGGAUGAAGAUACACCAACUGAGAGAUCUGUGUUCACAGUAACAGCUGUUGAUGAUGAUCUAGAAGGCCAAAUUGUUUAUGGAUUAGAAGGACAAUUCCCAGUUCAAAGUUUCUUCACUGUAGAUUCAUCUACUGGUGUAGUUACCCUGAGAAACAGCCUGUUAUCAGACACCACACAGAACACUAUCUACACUGCCAGAUUCACAGCUUAUGAUAGUGCAAAUAGAGGUCAAGUAGCAAGAGGUGACCUCUCCAUUCAAGUAUUGAGAAACCAGAAUAGUCCAGCUUUCAACCCAUCUAUCUAUAGAAGGACCAUUGCUGACACCUUUGCUGUUGGUACAGUUGUUGUGACUGUAACAGCUGCAGAUGCUGAUGGAGAUGCCUUGUAUUUCUCACAUCAAGGUGACAAUACUGACUUGGAGUUCUUCUAUAUUACACCAAGAACAGGAGAAAUUACAUUAAGGAAACCAUUGACUGAGACCACAAGAAACAGCUUCUCAUUCUCUGUCCGUGUUGUUGAUGACAGGCCAACAGGUGUUCAGAGAAGUGACCAGGCCACUGUUGAGAUAACUGUACUCCGUGAUAGUGCCCCUCCACGAUUUGUCAAUACUCCAUAUGUCACUAACGUUCGCAUUAACCAAGCUAUCAAUAGCACUGUAUACACAGUGAGAGCUGUUGACAGUGAUCUCAAGGGUGAUAUUAGGUACAGACUUGAUGGAUAUACACCUGGCACCAAUUAUUUCAAUUUGAACACCGUUACAGGAGAAAUCUUCUUGACUACAAGCUUGAGACUUAAUAACCUUGACCGUUACCAGACUUUUACACUUUUGGUGACUGCCUACGAUACUGGAGCACCUGUAGCUGAAGUCAGGGAAACAGUUUUCAUCACUAUCGAUAGAAACUUGUUUGCACCAGUAUUCGAUGAGUUGAGCUACGAAACCACGAUUUAUGACUUUAACCCCAUCGGAACUAGCGUUAUUACAGUGAAUGCAGAAGAUGCUGAUACUACAACCCCAGAAAAUCUUGUCAACUACGAUCUGACUGAUAUAUCCAACAACAAUUUGUUCAGCAACAUGUUCAGUAUUCAUCCAAUAUCUGGACUGAUUACAACAAAUAGACUGCUUACCACAGAAAAUGUCAAUGUUUACAGGUUACGUGUAACAGCAGAGGAUUUGGCCUACCCAGCUAAGUCGUCAACAGUACUUGUUACAGUUAAUGUAAUCAGAAACAGUCAAACACCAGUAUUUACAAACAAUGGACGUUAUGAUGUCACAAUUAGUGAAGACAAGCCGGUCCUUGAGUCAGUUGUCAAUGUAACGGCCAGAGAUUCCGAUGAAGGUGUGAAUGGAAUCGUCAGAUACAGCAUGGUUUUAAACAUCAACAACAACAACAACAACCAAGGGAUGGCAAAUGUAUUUGGCAUUAACGCAAACACUGGUGUCAUCUUUGCUAGAGUCUCCCUGCUUGAAAUAUCAGAAAAUUUGUUUCAGUUUACUGUAACAGCAACUGAUCAUGGUCUUGUACCUCGAUCAGCAGAGGCCCAGGUAGUGAUUCGUAUCCUGCGUGAAGGGUUACCAUCCUUUAGUGACAAUGAGUAUGAAGUCACCAUUCCAGAAGAUCGUAUUGUUGGUGCUCAGGUGUUCGACGUAGAUGCAAUUGAUCCUAGGGCUGGUAGCGUUCUGGUUUAUGAUAUUACUGGUGACAAUGACGCUAGCUCACAGUUCAGGAUUGAUGCUAAUACAGGUGUUAUCACACUAGCAGUGUCACAACUUAAUAAUGAUGUUGUCUCGUACUUGGUACGCGUUGUAGCAUACAGACGUGAUUUCCCAAAUGACAGAGCUUCUACAAUUGUACGUGUUUUCAUCACUCGUAAUGGAGCAGCUCCUGUGUUUACACAUGGAGAUCUUACAUACACCCUGUCGGAGGAUCAAGCUCUCGGAGUCUCAUUUGGUGGUGUUGAAGCCAGGGACAGUGAUUCUGGAAGAAAUGGUGUAGUACAAUACUUUAUCCGAGAAACAGAUGCUGUGCCAGAUCAGACUAUGACCUACUUCUAUGUCAACCCAACAACUGGCGUUCUCUCCGUUAAAUCACCACUUUCUGACGACACUGACCAACCAGAGAGAUAUACGUUCUACAUAGUGGCAGCUGACCAAGGUGUGCCAAGCCGAUCUACAGCUGUACGAGUAACCGUUAACAUCAGGAGAAACAGAAAUAGUCCAGUCUUCAGAUUAGACGAGUAUGAGGAAACAAUCAAUGAGUUCACAUCUGUCGGAACAAGCGUUCUACGUGUAGUCGCCGAUGAUGCUGAUAAUCAUCCAAUCACCUACAAUAUUCUGGCAAGCUCAUCUGGAAACUUGUACUUCGAUAUCAACCAAGGUAGUGGUGUAGUCAGUGUAAAUGGUAUUCUUACAGAGACUGGGGUCACCAGAUUUGUGAUGACAGUUCAAGCCAUAGAUAACCCUGGACCUAAUGCCGUUGCUCGAUCUGACACAGCCAGGGUGAUCAUCAACGUUCUCAGAAAUCCCAAUGCACCAAGGUUCACCGUUAACACUUACAAUGUUACCAUCUCGGAAUAUCUACCGGUUCAAGGCUCAGUUGUUAAAACUAAUGCCGUUGACUCCGAUCCAGCUAAUACACCAAGUGGAACACUGAGAUAUAGCAUUAACUCACAUAGUUACACAGCUCUCGAUGGCGAGGACCAGUUUGUAAUCAGCCCAACUGAAGGAACCAUCUACCUGAGCCGCCCACUUACCAGAGCCGGAAUACCAAAUGAAUUUACUUUAAUAAUAGCAGCUGCAGAUGGAGCUUCCAUACCAAAGACAGCCACUGCAACAGUUUAUAUUAGUAUAGUUCGUAACCAGUACACACCAGUAUUUGACAAAAACGAUUACAGUGCAUCAAUAUCCGACAUCUGGGCUGUUGGUCGUGACUUGUUCACCGUGAAUGCCGUCGAUGGCGACAGACAAGUUGCACUUAGCAAGGAUACACCGAAUGCCGAGUUGUAUUACUAUAUAGAUGAAAAAGAAUAUGCUUAUGAGAAUCAAUUCUUUGGUAUAAACAAUGAUGGUGUUCUCUAUGUAAAGGGAGAUCUCCAACAAGCUGAUGGUAGAAGCCAGUUUAAGUUUAUCAUCGUUGCUGUUGAUCGCAGUUGGGUACCACGAAGUAGCGGUACAAACGUUGUUAUUGACAUGACAUACACAGAAAUAGAAAGAAGGCUUGGAUUCUCUGUACCAGUUACUUACCUCAGUUUAAUAGAGAACUACGAUUAUGUAGCACAGCCUUUAAUUGCUACCCUUGCUGUGAGGAACAAAGUUAAUGAAUACACAUGCAGAAUUAUCUUUAUCAACGGACUAUCCAGAGGAUUUGACACCAACUCUGACUUCAAUUUGUUCUCGGUGACAACUUUACAGGGAGGUGAUUGCCGCUUAGAAGUUAAAGGCGUCUUGGAUAGAGAGUACAGACAAUUCUGGAACAUCACCAUUGGCUUGGACAAUAACCGUAAAAAGAGACAAGUAGAAACCGAACUUAUCCCAGUUUACCCAUCAUACCUGUAUACCUAUGUAUAUAUAACAUUGAUGGAUGACAAUGACAAUAAUCCAAGUUUUGUGUACCCUGUAUAUCCCUCCGUCCAGACUCUACAAGAUCGUAACUUUUAUAUUGGUGCCAUAUCUCUACUGUCUCAGGCUGUAGUUACCCCAGUAACACUUGUUGCAACUGAUCCUGAUCUAGGAGGCAAUGGUUUGAUUGAAUACAGAAUUGCAGGAAACAAUAAUGAAUUCAUUCCAUUUGGUGUUGAUUCCGCAGAAGGAACAAUAACGCCGAAACAAGAGUUUAUUCCUCGUGAUGCCAAACAGUACGACUUUACCGCUACUGCUCUCGACACUCCACAAACUGGCGAUCGACUUCGUGCAGAGACAAGAGUUAUUAUUGAUGUCAUCGAGGAUAUUAACCGCUUCAUUCUGGUACUGAACUCGCGCAACGCAGAUGUUAGUGACGAUAUUGAGGAUAUUCGUCGAGGUCUACAAGAUGAGAUUGGAAGAAUCGUUUUGAUAGAACGUGUAACCUACAAAAGAUUCCUCAACAGUGGCAUACUUGAGGUGGAUAAGGAGCGCACAGACAUAACAUUUGUUGUUGUCAACCAUCUUAACAGAGCGUACACCCUCUACGAGAAUGAUGCAAAUAAUAUUGAUAUCAUCACACAGUCUACAGGACCAUCUGUCACUUUGAUUAAUGAUCUAAGGGUAACAAUCAGUGGCUUUGCCAGUGUUGAUAAGAUCAGAGGACCAUUCGCAAAUGAGAACAUCUUGGGAGUCUCGGAUGAAUUGACUCUCAACAACAGAGCUCGCCCAACCAAAUCUUACGUAUGGUGGACCAAUGAUCCAUGGGCCGGUUUUGUUGCCUUAGCUGCCAUUAUCAUUCUUUUGGGACUGAUUGCCCUUACUGUCCUUCUUUACCAGUGGAACAGGUACAGCAAUUAUUUGAACAAUUACCGUGUGUACCAUCGUAACUACGAACACCAGCCAGACUUUACCAAUCCACCAAGCUUCCUUAAAGAAUACGAGACACAGACAUUGGAUAUGUACAUGCCCCCUGAUGAGACUGUUCAAGAUUUGGGAGAGAUUAACCUGAACUUUAACCGGAAUGAAUCGGCACGUCGUACUGGUGAAGUGACCCGUAUCACCACCAGAAACCCAGUCUAUGAUAACUCUCAAUACCAAGUUGAGUCUUACUCUACCACGACUCCACGCCAAACUGAAAUACCCGGCAAUGUUUACCACGUCACCAUGAGCCAAGGAAGCAGUUCUCGACCAGUUUUGACUGAUGGUGAAAACACCGUCGUCUACACGGCCAAUUAAUCUACACAAAUUCUACAGCAAUCUUCACACUAACUAGCUUCCAAAUACAAAAUUAUGAAAUUAAAACAUUUAAUGUAAUUAAAAAGUGACGGGUGAAUAAAAGAAAAAUAGAAUUGAAAGUAAUUUUUUAAUAGACAGUGAUAUCCAUUGAAAGUAGUGCUUUUUACUUGAAAAGAAAAAUUAUAACCAUUAAGUGCUGUGGAAAAAAAAGAGAAAAAUAAAUGACAAUAAAAAAGAAAAAAA